Molecule: messenger RNA, 3261 nt
Organism: Otolemur garnettii (small-eared galago)
Lineage: Eukaryota; Metazoa; Chordata; Mammalia; Primates; Galagidae
Gene: FADS6
Product: fatty acid desaturase 6
Exons: 9
Coding region: 1-1380 (459 amino acids)
Biological process (GO): lipid metabolic process
Cellular component (GO): membrane
Molecular function (GO): oxidoreductase activity, acting on paired donors, with oxidation of a pair of donors resulting in the reduction of molecular oxygen to two molecules of water
Source: RefSeq, a predicted model, not a curated record
AUGAAGGAGGUGGUCCCUGUCCCACUGCAGGACACUCAGAACUUGGUUGCCUGCCACUGCCACCAGAGCCCACCCAAGCCCUUCUCCCUGUUCUCUGGGCCCAAGCCUGGGGCCACCUCAACGACCCCUGCCGGCCACCCUCGUCACUGCACCUACCUCGUGAAGGACCUGCUGAUCCCUGAUGCGGUGAUCCUAAGGAGGACAUGGAUGGAAGCAGCGGCGGCCUGCUCAGUGCAGGUUUCAGGGUCGCUGCAGCAGGCCGAGGGCAGGGUCUUGAAGUCUCCAGUCCUCGGGCCUCUCUGCGUCCGGGCGCCAAGCGAGCCCAUGGAGCCCGCGGAGCCGGUGGAGCCGGUGGAGCCGGUGGAGCCAGCGCGGGGAGGCGCCGGCGGGGCCGAUGCGAUGCUGCGCGAGCUGGAGGCGCUGGUCCAGGACGUGGUGACUGCGAGCUCUUGGUGGGAGCGCCACGGGGUGGACUGCGCCAUCCUGGCGCUCAGCCUCCUUGCCUUGCCGGCAGGGUUCCUGUGUCUGCGCUCUGAGAAUGUACUGGUCUUUGCCAUUGGCGUCACCAUCUCGGGUGUGUGCCACUAUACGCUCACUGUCAAGGGUAGCCACCUGGCCACUCAUGGUGCCCUCACAGAGUCCAAACGCUGGAGUAAGAUCUGGCUGCUUUUCUUCGUGGAGGUAUGCACGGCCUUCACUGCAGAGUGCGCCAAACACGGACAUGUCAAGAUGCACCAUUGCUACACCAAUGUGGUGGGUUUGGGGGACUCGAGCACGUGGAGGCUGCCGUGUCUCAACCGCUAUGUCUACAUGUUCCUAGCUCCUCUCCUGCUCCCCAUCAUUACCCCACUGGUGGCAAUGGAGCGGCUGAGGCAGGUGGAGCUCAGGACGGCUCUGAGGACACUGGGCUUGAUCUCCCUGGGCCUUUAUUCCCAGUACUGGCUGCUUCUGAACGUGUCAGGCUUUAAGAGUCCCCGCUCGGCCCUGGUCUGCAUGUUCCUCAUCAGAUCCCUGCUGGCCCAUCCCUACCUGCAUGUCAACAUCUUCCAGCACAUCGGGCUUCCCAUGUUCUCCCGAGACUACAAGCCCCAACGGAUUCACAUGAUGAGCCUGGGGGUGCUAAACCUGCCCCGGCUGCCCCUGCUGGACUGGGCGUUCGGCCACUCAAUCAUCAGCUGCCACGUGGAACACCACCUCUUCCCCAGGCUCUCCGACAACAUGUGCCUGAAGGUAAAGCCCGUGGUGUCCCAGUUCCUCCGUGAGAAGCAGCUGCCCUAUAAUGAAGAUUCGUACCAAGCUCGCUUCUGGCUGUUUCUCCGUUGCUACGAGGAGCUCAUGGUGCAGGCCCCGCCAAUCACUGAGCUUGUGGGGCUGCAGUGAGGCUGGGCUGGUGCUGCCACCUGUCCUCUUUGGCCUGGGCCCAGCCCUUCUGCUGCUGCUGGCCAUGGGUAUGGCCUGGUGGCUGGUGGUAGACCUGGAGCAUUGAGGAACUGGGUGGGGGGUCCCUGCCCUGAUAGUUUUUCUGAGUUUCUGGGGGAAAGCAAUAAUGGUGCUGGGCAUCCUGGGCAGGGUGACCUCAGCCAGCUGCAUCUCAGGACUAAAUAGCCAAUCCCUACCCCCGCCCCAUCUGAGCCUUGGUAGGGCUAAGGGGGUGACAGAAGGUGAGGAGGGAUCCUGUGCAGGGGCCACCUGGGAGAUAGGAGACAAGAGAGAGUAGGGUCAGCCCCAUAGGCAUAGGCCUCCUUGGUGCUAGGGCUCCCUACCCUGGCUCGGCCACUGCUUCUUCCUGUACCCUCUGAUACUCUGCCCACCAAGGUGCCCUAUCCCCAAGGUCUUCAGGGUGAGCUUACUUUUGGCCGGCAGGCCUGGCUUCUCAGCCAAAGAAACCUGUGCAGGACACUGGCUCAGCAGUUCCCUGGGGCCACAGUAUCAGUGAAAUAAAAGUGAGUGUGUGCUUUGUGGGGAGAGGACUCCAGGAGAAGUGAAGGGAGAAAGUUCCUCAGGAGCUGAGUUGGGGAAAGAGUAUAAGCAGCUCUGAGUGUGACCUUGGCUAGCAAAGUCUGCUUUGCUCAAUGGUGUUUAGAAGCAGAAAACCUAGGGAAUUAUCCGAUGAGAGAAAGAAUUCCUGGGCGGGGGAAGGGGGAGUAGCUGAGGUUGGAGAGCAUUAUGGGAACAGUCUGGGAGACAGAUGUGACCUCAGAGAGGAGGGGAAGGAAUGUGGGAUACAAGGGAGAAGAGCUUGAGGUCAGAGCUGGACUGUGUAAGGAAGGGUGGUCUGCAGCCUGGGAUUGAGGUGGGACUACAAGAUAACACUGGAUGCCAGCCAGAGGAAGAGGCCAAGGCAUUAAAGGACACCACUGGGAUUCAGUGCAAAGUAGGCAGAGUUAAAGAUGGCUGGGAGCUGCCCCAGUGGGGCUUGGGCCUGGGGACUGUAAGGCAGUGCCCAGGUGGAGGCCGGGGAGGUGGCCAGGCCUAUGAAAGGAGGCCAGAACAGAUAGUUUAUAACAGGGCCUCUUGCUUCAACACAUUUGACACAUUGGACAAUUCUUUGUUGUUGGGUGCUGUCCUGUGCCUUGCAGGAUGUUUAAUGUUUAGCAGCAUUCCAGGUUUCUACCUACUAGAUGCCGGGAGCCAUAGUCGUGACAAUCAAAAAUGUCUCCAGGGCGGCGCCUGUGGCUCAAGAAGUAGGGUGCCAGUCCCAUAUGCUGGAGGUGGCAGGUUCAAACCCAGCCCCGGCCAAAAAAUAAUAAUAAAAUAAAAUAGUUAAAAAAAAUUAAAAAAAAAGUCUCCAGAUAUUGCCAAAUCAUCCCUGCUUGAGAACAUGCAAGUCAUUCUUUGAGCACAUAAUUACCUUGUUUUUCAGUUAAGUCCUUGGAUGGAGCCAAGGCCGCGCUGACUCUGCUGAUAGGGAGACUAACUGCCAGUAAAUGGGAACUCAUGGAUGGGUCAAAUUUGAUGGCAGGUGAAGGCCUUCUCUGAGCCCAGUCCUGUUGGAGGACCCAUCACUAGUGUGGCCUUAUGUAGCUCUGUGUAAAGGCCAUUUGCCUCUCCAGAUCUGCUCUCCACUUGUCCUAUCUCUGCCCUGCCUUCCUCUACCAAAGACAGCUCCUUCAGGUACCCUCUCCUAUAGCACCAGCUCUCACUAGUACCAAAACAGCUCCCUGCAGGUGGUAGUGGCUUCCAGGUAUUGCUAGGCCAGGAGUGCUUCUUCAGUCCCUUCACCCACACCUCUGAAUAAAGUUCCUUCCUUAAACUCUUCAA